ACCACCACUUCCCCUUGACAACUUGCGUACCAUACAGUCUCUCUUUUACAACCCGGACCCAAUCUUUCAUCCUUCACACUAAUACCCAUCAACCAGACAUUUCAAGCUACUGCAUUCAUAAUGCCAUUCACUCUUGACAACCAACUCGAUCUCUUGUUCCCAUCUGAGUACAUCCCAGAGGAUGUGAAGUCUCAACUACACCCCGACCUUCACAUUCGGCCUCUUGCUUCUUCAGACUACCGGCGAGGCCAUCUCGACAUCCUUUCCGUCCUCACAGUCGUCACAGAUCCAGGCGAGGAUGCUUGGAUCGCACAGUUCAACGCCAUGCGCGCAGCUCCGAAAACAUACUACUCUAUCGUCAUCGUAGACAAGAAGUCAGAUCGCAUCGUCGCGGUUGGUACUAUCUUCAUAGAGCGCAAGUUCCUCAGAGGACUUGGUAGUGUGGGGCAUAUCGAAGACAUCGCUGUAGACAAGAACCAGCAGGGGAAGAAGUUGGGGUUGAGGAUCAUUCAGGCGCUGACUGGUAUCAGCGAGAACAGUGGAUGCUACAAGACGAUCUUGAACUGCAGUGACAGCAAUAUACCCUUCUACCAGAAAUGCGGUUACGAGAAGAAAGAGAACGAGAUGGCAAAAUAUGCCCCACCACGUUCUCAGACACCUAGACUAUAGAUAGAGUCUUCUCUCUCUACUUAGGAACCACGGACUACUAUCAAUAUCGGACUGCAUAUCCUCGUAAUGUACAUUACCACUUCAUUGGUGUUAUCCUCACACCGGACACAACCUAUUGUAUACCUUGAUACUCCCUUCUUCUUCGUUCCCAUCUGUCUGAGAUCCCAGUACGGUAUUAGUUCGCUUGAACUGUGUUUGAAGUGGUGUUUUGUC
Somion occarium is the source of this 882-nucleotide messenger RNA. Lineage: Eukaryota; Fungi; Basidiomycota; Agaricomycetes; Polyporales; Cerrenaceae. The record is from the annotation of a GenBank genome assembly.